CGCUGCUGACUCAGCCGCGGGGGGGCCCGGAGGGCGCCCCGGCCCCGCGGGCGUGGCGGGCGGCCCGCCGCCCUCCGGGGGCAUAAAAGGCCGCGGCCGGAGCCCGCCCGCGCCUCUCGGCGCCGCCGGCAGCAUGACCGCCAUCGGGGCGCAGUCACAGAGGCUGCUGGCGCACCGGAGACCACAGAAAUCCUUCUUUGAGACGCUCAUCAGGAGCCUGAUCAUCUUGUGUGUGGCCAUCGCGGUGGUCUUGUCAUCCAUCUCCGUCUGUGAUGGCCGCUGGCUCUUUGCAAGGGGGCAGCUCUUUGGACUGUGGCACUUCUGCACCGUUAGCAACGGCAGCGUCCUGAAGUGCGUCACUGACCUCAGCCUGGCCAGGGUGGAGGGGCUGAGCGUGGGGGCGAUUCCCAUAAGGAGCAUGGUGUCCUUUGCUGUUGUGGUCGCCAUAUUUGGCUUGGAGCUGCUGAUGGUGUCCCAAGUCUGCGAGGACACCAAUGCAAGGCGGAAGUGGUCCAUGGGCUCGGUUCUCAUCCUCUGCUCGUUUUUGCUGUCGGCCACCGGCGUUCUGAGCUUCUCCAUCCUUGUGAAGGAUCAUCUCACCUUCACGGGCUUCACACUGACAUACUGGUGCGAGUUCAUCGCAGCCUUUCUCUUCUUCCUUAAUGGGAUCAGCGGACUUCACAUCAACAGCCUCACACGCCCCAGGAACAGGGUAGGAAAAAUCUAGCUGCAAAGAUGUACCUCUGCCUUCGUGUAAUCAGCUUUGCCAAUUAGACUGGAAAAAAGGGAGUCUAAUGAAGUUUGAAAAGGACACUGCGUCUUAAAUUGUGUGCAUGGAAGGGAAGCAUGAGUCAGUCCUGGUGCUUGUGGAAGACAUACCCACCCACUGGUCAGCAUAGAGGGCUGGGCAACGUGAGCAAAGCAGAGACUGGGACUGGUUGCUCCUGCAAUGUGGUUUUCUGGAGGAGUGGAGUAAAGAAGAGGGCAUCCCGUUAAAUGUGCGCAGGGUCGGCAGACUGCAAUCUACAUGCAUGGGCUGUUUUGAAGCUUACACAAAGCCUGUACUGCUGUGGGUUGGGCGUUGCUAGGAUUUCUCCCAUACUCUGGAGCCUGUGAAGAGUGUGGUACAACUUUGGUGUGUCUCAUAGCUUUGCUCUGUCUCAGGGACAAGUGAUCGGUGCCUGGCCAUGCUCACUGGUGUGGACUAUUGAAAAUCUUCAUGGGACCUCACUCCUCCAUUUCUCUUUCAAAAGAGAAGGCACGCAGUUCUUGUUCUGGUCACCUGUUUUGUUACCUGUGUCUGUCCUUUCCCCUGUGAGUUUUUCUGGGAUGCUUCUGACAGAGGCCCAGGGAGAUGCAGUUGUCUUGAGGCCAAGGGCAGGCGCUGAGUGAUGCAGAUGUACAGGGAAGGGUUGUGAUGCCUUUUUCAGGCAGCAGUGUGUAUUCCUGGGCUUGCAGCCUCCCCACUGGCACUGCUCCUCUGCCAGCCACGUAGGACGCAUGCCAAUCGGCCACCAAAAUUGGUUCAUUCACAGCCCUUGCAAAGUUCAAUGUAACAAGGCAUUGCUCCUCCUGGUUUCUUUUUUGUCCCUUUGGGGCAAGAGAGAUAAGCUCUGCAGGGGCUUUAGGCGGGCAUCGUGGCUGGGCAGACCGCCACACUUACUGGAGUGUGUUUUGGUUGUUGGUGUUUCCUGCUGGGGCAAUAGGAAAUCUGCUCAUCCUGUAGCUGAGAGUUCUAGGAGGAGAAGGCUCUAGAUCCUUCUGACUAGACUAAGUCCUUUUCUUCCCCUAAUUAACAGUGAGCCUGGGAGAAGCCGGUGAUUUCCGAAGGAGGGGCUGAUGGGGGCAGCUUUAAUCCAUCACAGCUGGUGGAAAUACCAAGGGACUUGGCCAAAAUUAUAUUAAUGGUGGUCUUCCUGCUGCCAAUGCCCGAGUCAAGAUCUCUAAAAUUGCUGCAGCCUUGAUGUUCCCCAUAGUGUCUGAUGUAAAAGAAGACCUCAGCAGGAGAGGAGACCUCAGAGGUUGGUGGCCCUGCAUGUAUUCUCCCUGUCCAACAUACAGCACUCAGCUGCCCAAAGAUAAAAAUGUCUUUAGAGUAUUUCAGGGUUUCUGGUUUAACAUUUAUUGGUUAUUGUAUUUGCUGGUAAAGCUGCUUGUAUUCUUGUUUUGGAACAAAUGUUUCUAUACGUUUCACCUCUGUAGUUUGUCUGGUAGCUGUUGAGCAAGGUUUUCUUUUCCUGUGCGCUGAGUUUGACACAAUUUUUCACCUGAAAUAAAAGCAUCAUAGCACAAAGUCUGAGAAGGCUGUGUAGGUGAGCUAUGGGUAAGCAGCUUUGUCUGUGAAAGCAAAGACUCUUAAGAGCAUACAUCCGCCUUUGCCGAAUGUGCUCUUGUGGACUCACUUGCCUUCAUGUGGACAGUGUCAAUUCCUUCUCAGAUUUCCGUAACUAUAAGACGACACUCCUGAGCCUUUUUUUGUGGUGCAGUUUCAGACCAGGCUUGCUAUAGACAGUGCCAGUUAUGUUUUUACACAUGAGUCUGCCUGUCUUUCUGGCAAGAUAAUGCACAGAGCUGUGCUACCCAGCCAACUCCUGGAACUCUUGCAAUGUCUGGGGCUCUGUCAGAGUUUCUUGACCUGCUUUAAGGACAAGGACUUGGGUCCUGAACUUGCCUCUGGAAAACUGCACUGUGUGUGUCUUUGUGAAGGUGCUUUUGAUUUGCUGAAUUGAGCUGUGAAAGGUAUGCUAGUGGGCUGAAUUUGCAGAUGCUUGUGUGAAUAGUGCUGUGGCUUUAGCAGAGCCGAUUACCCCAAAGAGUCUGCAAGGUGCAGUCCUAAACCGUUGCACUUUGGUGUUACCAGGUAGUAGAGUGCCUUAACUAACCAGUAACUCGGUUGUGGUGCCUAGGGCUGCACAUGCCAGGCAGGAGAGUUCCCCUACACGAGGUUAAGGGUGUCCACGGCUUGUCUAGAAACAUGAAUGUAACUUCAGAGUGGCGCCUUGGUGACACUCAAACCUGGAAAUCAGUUCUUCAUGUACUCCCCUUUGUGCUAGUGGGAGUCUGUGCCCCCAGCCCUUUCCCUGGGGGAAGGCAGCUGUAGCCAGACUUGAGUCCCAGGCUGGUGCCUCCCACUCGGGUUAGAGGGAGGCAGUGGACAAUCGGCCAUUGAGUUCACCCAAGACUUGGUGCAAUUGUGAACGGUUGCAGAUGCCCUCUGCUAGCUGAAGAAGAGGCCUUUUGUUGAGGGUAGGGAAUCCUUUAGAGAAAAUACAGUAACUUUUUUUUUCUCCAGCUGUUUUUGUAUAGUACCGCUUGACUUACUAAUGCUGGGAGAAAGCACGUUUUGGUGGCUAAAUAUUACAAAACAGGGUUGAUUGUCUCGGACACCCUUACAUACAGAAACCUGUGCAGCAAUGGGUAACUGCUAAUUUUCUGAAGCCUGUGGAAGUGUCAAGCAAUAUUCCUGAAACUUGUUAAAUAAAUUUCUUUGAAAUAAGACAA
Molecule: messenger RNA, 3501 nt
Organism: Falco peregrinus (peregrine falcon)
Lineage: Eukaryota; Metazoa; Chordata; Aves; Falconiformes; Falconidae
Gene: TMEM37
Product: transmembrane protein 37
Exons: 2
Coding region: 134-727 (197 amino acids)
Cellular component (GO): membrane
Molecular function (GO): calcium channel activity; voltage-gated monoatomic ion channel activity
Source: RefSeq, a predicted model, not a curated record